This is a messenger RNA of Homarus americanus (American lobster), 3747 nucleotides long. RefSeq lists its product as uncharacterized. Gene Ontology annotation, cellular component: extracellular matrix. Lineage: Eukaryota; Metazoa; Arthropoda; Malacostraca; Decapoda; Nephropidae. The record is from RefSeq and is a predicted model, not a curated record.
GGGUGAGGGUGUGCAUUCACUCCCUCCCCUCACUCCUUGUAACACCCCCAACCAUGGUUAUACGCAGGAUUCUGAUGGCUGUGUGCCUGGUGAGUGUGGUGGUGGCCCGCCCGGACCGCCCAGCCCCCGCCGGCUACGGCUACCCCGUCCCCGACCAUCCCCUCGCCUACACCCCGCCCCCUCCAGAAUACAGGACCCCAGAACCAUCCUACAGGGCCCCCGAACCUACAUACGAGGCUCCUGCCCCAUCCUACAGGGCCCCCGAACCUUCGUACGAGGCUCCUGCACCAUCCUACAAGGCCCCUGAACCAACAUACUCCGCCCCAGCUACAUCCUACAAGGCCCCUGAACCAACAUACUCCGCUCCAGCCACAUCCUACAAGGCUCCUGAACCAACAUACUCCGCCCCAGCCACAUCCUACAAGGCCCCUGAACCAACAUACUCCGCCCCAGCUACAUCCUACAAGGCCCCUGAACCAACAUACUCCGCUCCAGCCACAUCCUACAAGGCCCCUGAACCAACAUACUCCGCCCCAGCCACAUCCUACAAGGCCCCUGAACCAACAUACUCCGCCCCAGCCACAUCCUACAAGGCCCCUGAACCAACAUACUCCGCCCCAGCCACAUCCUACAAGGCCCCUGAACCAACAUACUCCGCCCCAGCCACAUCCUACAAGGCCCCUGAACCAACAUACUCCGCCCCACACAAGGCCCCUGAACCAACAUACUCCGCCCCAGCCACAUCCUACAAGGCCCCUGAACCAACAUACUCCGCCCCAGCCACAUCCUACAAGGCUCCUGAACCAACAUACUCCGCUCCCGCCACAUCCUACAAGGCCCCUGAACCAACAUACUCCGCCCCAGCCACAUCCUACAAGGCUCCUGAACCAACAUACUCCGCCCCAGCCACAUCCUACAAGGCUCCUGAACCAACAUAUGAGAAGGGGAUGCCGUUCGACUUCGCGUACAACGUUGUGGAUCACUACAGCGGCAACGACUACGCCCACAACGCCAUCUCUGACGGUAGUGUUGUGAACGGUGAGUACCGCGUCGUGCUGCCUGAUGGCCGCACUCAGCUCGUCACCUACACGGCCGAUGACUACAACGGCUACGUGGCCGAGGUCACGUACGAGGGUGAGGCCCAGUACCCAGAGCCCCAGUCCUAUGGCACCCCUGCCCCAGCCCGGUCCUAUGGCACCCCUGCCCCAGCCCGGUCCUAUGGCACCCCUGCCCCAGCCCGGUCCUAUGGCACCCCUGCCCCAGCCUACAAUCCCCAUCCCCAACUUAUGGCACCCCAGCCCGACAUUCAAACCUCAUUGCAACUUAUAGCACCCCUGCCCCAACCUACGACACCUGCCCCCAUCCUACAGCCCCCUGCCCCCAUCCUGCAGCCCCCUGCCCCCAUCCUACAGCCCUCCUGCCCCAUCCUACAGCUCUCCUGCCAGGAUCACUGCACCAUGGAUCACCACAUUACACCAUACAGGCCAGGAUCACGGCACCAUGGAUCACCACAUUACACCAUACAGGCCAGGAUCACGGCACCAUGGAUCACCACAUUACACCAUACAGGCCAGAAUCACGGCACCAUGGAUCACCACAUUACCAUACAGGCCCCAGGAAUCACGGCACCAUGGAUCGCCACACUACACCGCCCAGACCAGGAUCACGGCACCGCCGGAUUACCACACUACAACAUACCAGACCAGGAUCACGGCACCAUGGAUCCACACAUUACACCAUACAGGCCAGGAUCACUGCACCAUGGAUCACCACAUUACACCAUACAGGCCAGGAUCACGGCACCAUGGAUCACCACAUUACACCAUACAGGCCAGGAUCACGGCACCAUGGAUCACCACAUUACACCAUACAGGCCAGGAUCACGGCACCAUGGAUCACCACACUACACCAUACAGACCAGGAUCACGGCACCAUGGAUUGCACUACACACCAUACAGGCCAGGAUCGGCACCAUGGUUACCACACUACACCGCCUGAGCCAGGAUCCGGCACCAUGGAUCACCACACUACACCGCCACGAACCGGGAUCACGCUGUGGAUCACCACACUACACUAUACAAAGACCGGGUUUAAGCACCAUGGAUCGCCACUACACCAUGCAGGCCAGGAUCACGGCACCGCCGGAUCGCCACACUACACCGCGUGGGAAUCACGGCACCAUGGAUUCUCACACUACACCAUACAGCCCAGGAUCACGGCACCAUGGAUCACCACAUUACACCAUACAGGCCAGGAUCACUGCACCAUGGAUCACCACAUUACACCAUACAGGCCAGGAUCACGGCACCAUGGAUUACCACACUACACCAUACAGACCAGGAUUACGGCACCAUGGAUCACCACAUUACACCAUACAGGCCAGGAUCACGGCACCAUGGAUCACCACAGUACACCAUACAGACCAGGAUUACGGCACCAUGGAUCAGUCACACCACCAAGGUUACCGAGAAGACCAUUUUAGAUCACAGACCGACCACAAGAGGGCCGGGCGUGGUCACCGUGCACAAGUGGGGCUAUAUAAGACACGCUCACUCUCACUUCUUCAGCAGACAGUCAUGAACUCUAAGGUAUACGUCAUCUGGUGUCUAGUGGGUGUGGUGGUGGCCCACCCGGACCGUCCAACCCCCGCUGGCUACGGCUACUCCGCCCCCGACCAUCCCCUCACCUACACCCCGCCCCCUCCAGCUUACAAGGCCCCAGAACCUACCUAUGAGGCCCCUACUCCAUCCUACAGGGCCCCUGCACCAUCCUACAAGGCCCCAGAACCUACCUAUGAGGCCCCUUCACCAUCCUACAAAGCCCCAGAACCUACCUAUAAGGCCCCUGCACCAUCCUACAAGGCCCCUACUCCAUCAUACAGGGCCCCUGCACCAUCCUACAAGGCCCCAGAACCUACCUAUAGGGCCCCUGCACCAUCCUACAAGGCCCCUACUCCAUCCUACAAAGCUCCUGCACCAUCCUACAAGGCUCCUGCACCGUCCUACGAAGCUCCGUCAUACGAAAAGGGGAUGCCGUUCGACUUCGUGUACAACGUUGUGGAUCACUACAGCGGCAACGACUACGCCCACAACGCCAUCUCUGACGGUAGUGUUGUGAACGGUGAGUACCGCGUCGUGCUGCCUGAUGGCCGCACUCAGCUCGUCACCUACACGGCCGAUGACUACAACGGCUACGUGGCCGAGGUCACGUACGAGGGUGAGGCCCAGUACCCAGAGCCCCAGUCCUAUGGCACCCCUGCCCCAGCCCGGUCCUAUGGCACCCCUGCCCCAGCCCGGUCCUAUGGCACCCUUGCCCCAGCCCGGUCCUAUGGCACCCCUGCCCCAGCCCGGUCCUAUGGCACCCCUGCCCCAGCCCGGUCCUAUGGCACUCCUGCCCCAGCCCGGUCCUAUGGCACCCCUGCCCCAGCCUACUCUGCCCAACACGGUCCUAUGGCACCCCUGCCCCAGCCCGGUCCUAUGGCACCCCUGCCCCAGCCCGGUCCUAUAGCACCCCUGCCCCAGCCUACUCUGCCCCAACACGGUCCUAUGGCACUCCUGCGCCCACUUAUGGCACCCCUUCGCCCACUUAUGGCACCCCUGCCCAGACUUAUGGCACCCCUGCCCAGACUUAUGAGAAACCGUCGUCACUUUAUGGCGCACCAAGCCACUAACUGGGAGGCCAUAAGGACCUGUACGUGUACUGUAAUUUAUUAGUUAUAAUCUGCUAGAAUAUAUGAAUCAACUUCCA